GAUUCGGCUUCGGGUGCACUGAGGCUCGGGGAGGGAGAGAGUUUUUCUUCUUUUGCCAUCACUUUAUCUUUAAUUAUUUAUUUGCCCCCACCCCCUUCACUCUAUCGUGGGUAGUUGUUUAAGACCCUCACUUUUUCCCUUUACUCCUAACCCUUCCCCUUUCUAUCGUUUUUGAGCUCCCCGUUGAUUUGUGUUUCUCUUGGUAGUGUAGGGGGGUUGCCCCCCAGCUGAUUUCCCCCUAGCCUGGUGGCAGGGCAGGGGGCAUAGAGAGAAGAUGUGGCGGUGACAGUCUCUACCACCUCCCCUGAGACAAGAGGAGGAAGAAAGGAAGAAGAAAGGAGGAGGAGCGGCCCUGCAGCAGCUACAGAGCUUUAAAGAAUUACCAUUGAUUGAAACAAAGGAAAAUACAAAAAAAAACAAAAGAAACUGGAGAAAGGAGGAUGGAGCUGCAGACUUUACAGGAGGCCCUAAAAGUGGAAAUUCAGGUUCACCAGAAACUUGUUGCUCAGAUGAAGCAAGACCCACAGAACGCAGAUUUAAAGAAACAGCUUCAUGAACUCCAAGCCAAAAUCACGUCACUGAGUGAAAAACAGAAACUUGUUGUGGAACAACUUCGAAAGAAUCUCAUAAUUAAACAGGAACUCCCAGACAAUAAGAUUCUCAUCCAGCCUCUGCUACAACUAGAAAGCAAACCACCAACAUCACAAGUGCAGCAGCAGACUCAGCAUAUACAGCUGCAACAACUCCAACCACAGCACGUUUCACAGGCAUCUGCAAUGCCUCUUCCAGGCCUGAGUGGGUCACCGAAAACUAUGGCCACAGCCUCUAUGAUCACUGCAAAGACUCUACCUCUUGUGUUGAAAGCUGCAGCUGCAUCCAUGCCCACUUCAGUCAUUGGGCAGCGACCAACAAUUGCCAUGGUUACUGCCAUCAACAGUCAGAAAGCAGUAAUUAGCUCAGAUGGCCAGAGUGCUGCAGUCAAUCUUCAAACAUCCACUAAAGCUGGCAGUCAAGGAGGGGAGACCUUUCAGAUUGUGGCAAAAAAUGCUGUUACUUUGGUUCAGGCAACAACUUCUCAGCACAUUAAAGUUCCACAGUUCAUCCCACCUCCGCGACUCACUCCCCGUCCAACGUUUCUUCCACAAGUGCGGCCAAAGCCAGCAGCACAAAAUAACAUUCCUAUUGCUCCUGCACCUCCCCCCAUGCUGGCAGCUCCACAGCUCAUUCAACGGCCUGUCAUGUUAACCACAAAACUCACACCUACAUCACAAAACUCUAUCCAUCCUGUACGCAUUGUUAAUGGACAGCCAACAGCCAUCUCGAAAGCCUUUACCACUGCACAGGUCACCGGUUUUGUGAUUACUGCUCCAAGGUUGGCGACUCCACAGACUCUGCAGCUUCCAAAACCAAAUGUGGAAAAGCAGACAAUUAAAACUCAGGUGGAAACCUCAGAGAAGCCAGCUGAAAAUAAUACGUCACCAACCACUCCUAAGCCAAAACGAGAAGAAAACCCACAGAAACUUGCCUUUAUGGUGUCACUAGGAUUGGUAACGCAUGAUCAUUUAGAAGAAAUUCAAAGUAAACGACAAGAACGGAAAAGAAGAACAACAGCCAAUCCAGUAUACAGUGGGGCCGUGUUUGAACCUGAGCGUAAAAAAAGUGCAGUGACAUACCUAAACAGCACAAUGCCUCCAGGAACACGUAAACGAGGUCGUCCUCCCAAAUACAACACGGUGCUGGCUUUGGGCGCUCUGCCACCCUCCUCCCCUCAAUCCAGUCAACCUGACCCCCUUGAAAGUGAAAAGACUCAGACUACAUAUAGUUUCCCUGCAAGUUUCCUGCCUGUGUCCCUGCCCAGUCCUUUUUCCACAGACGCUGAUAUCCAUGAGGAUUUUUGCAGCGUUUGCAGAAAGAGCGGGCAGUUACUGAUGUGCGACACAUGUUCACGUGUAUACCACCUGGACUGUUUGGAGCCUCCUCUGAAAUCCAUUCCCAAAGGCAUGUGGAUCUGUCCAAAAUGUCAUGACCAGAUGUUAAAGAAAGAAGAAGCUAUCCCCUGGCCUGGUACAUUAGCCAUUGUUCACUCGUAUAUAGCAUAUAAAGCAGCCAAGAAAGAAGAAAAACAGAAAUUGCUAAAAUGGAGCACGGAUCUGAAACAGGAACGAGAGCAGCUAGAGCAGAAAGUUAAGCAGCUAAGCAGCUCGAUAACAAAAUGCAUGGAAAUGAAGAAUAGCAUCCUAUCAAGACAAAAAGACAUGCACAGCUCUUUGGACAAGGUGAAACGCCUUAUCAGGCUCAUUCAGGGCAUCGACCUCACAAAACCUGUGAAUUUAGAGGUAACUUCUAACAAUCACAGCCAGGACUGCACUACUACUGCCAACAGCCCACCUCCCUCUCCCGUCACAGCCUCAUUCCCUUCACCCAUCUGUGUCCAGAACUGCAAUCAGGCGGAAGAGACUAAGUAACCAGCCAUUUGGGAGAGAGGGCAAAGGUGAAAAGACGAGCAACGUCUAAAUGGCUUCUGGGAGAGACUGGAGCAGAACCUUCCCAGGACUAGGACGUAAGCACUGGAGUUUUGCCAAUCAACUUUUUUUUGUGUGUUCCAAGUGUGAGCUGGGGUGUUUUGCCAGCACCAUGCCAAGUGCGAAAUAGAAACAAGUCUCUAACUUUACUCUCUUUCUAUCUUACACCAGUGUGUGCCUGCAGCAACCUCCACAACAACCAUAGAUAUCUCUCCUGUUAUUUUUUUAUUUUAUUACUUUUCAACUUUUUGUUAAAAUGGGGUAGAGGAUGGAGUGUAUUUUUAGAUUGCUCAUACUUUUACAAACCUUAAGUGGAGGUACAAAGGGGGCAUACAUACUAAGUCCAAAGACUAGGAAGAUUCCCCUCUCUGCAAAACUUAAUCAUGAACCAAAAAAAAAAUGAAAAUGGUAAACUAUUGAAUUUGUGUACCCAACCAACCAGAAAGGGGGGGCUAUUAUAUCAGUAUUUGAGGAUGAAUCAGUUUUUUUGUUUUUUGUCUCACUUUGCAUUGUCCAUUGAGAAUCAGGAAAGGAAAGAUACCAGCUUCUCGAGCUGAAAAUAAAUUGAGUAUUCCAUGACCAUUGUUAACUGUGAAAGUCUAAUUAAGAAUGCAAAAGAGUAUUACAAAAGUAUUUUUGA
Messenger RNA from Bombina bombina (fire-bellied toad), 3162 nucleotides. It is a transcript of the gene PHF21A, whose product is annotated as PHD finger protein 21A. The transcript has 18 exons. Gene Ontology annotation, cellular component: histone deacetylase complex. The record is from RefSeq and is a predicted model, not a curated record. NCBI's taxonomy places the organism in Eukaryota, Metazoa, Chordata, Amphibia, Anura, Bombinatoridae. Gene Ontology annotation, molecular function: chromatin binding. The coding region runs from base 441 to 2465 and encodes 674 amino acids. Gene Ontology annotation, biological process: negative regulation of transcription by RNA polymerase II.